Molecule: messenger RNA, 480 nt
Organism: Epithele typhae
Lineage: Eukaryota; Fungi; Basidiomycota; Agaricomycetes; Polyporales; Epitheliaceae
Product: glutaredoxin
Exons: 4
Coding region: 1-480 (159 amino acids)
Source: RefSeq, a predicted model, not a curated record
AUGUUCAGGACUGCUCUUCGUUCCUCUGUCACUGCCCUUCGCGCGCCGGCUCGCGUGCCAGCGGUCGCGCUCGCCAAUUCUUCGGCGCGCAUUGCGCGGAGGUUCAUUACCGACGAUGCGCGGGCGAAGAUCCAGAAAGCGGUUGACUCGACGCCAGUCGUGCUGUUCAUGAAGGGCACGCCCGACGCACCGCAGUGCGGCUUCUCGCGGGCAGCAAUCCAGGUCCUGGACAUCCACGGAGUACCUCCGGAAAAGAUGAAGACGUUCAAUGUUUUGGAGGAUAGCGAACUGAGGUCGAGCAUCAAGGAGUUCUCUGAUUGGCCGACAGUACCCCAGCUCUAUGUCAAGGGUGAGUUCGUCGGUGGCUGCGACAUCCUCAUCAACAUGCACCAAUCUGGAGAGCUCGACGAACUGCUUGUGACGAAUGGCAUCAUCCCUCAGGAGGAGGUGGCGGCGGAACCCCAGUCCGCACCCCAGUAA